AUGGGGGCAGGCUGCGCUAAAAAUGUUGCGGGAGAACCCCAACGGCCUCCAGUUGCAGCUGUGUACGGAGGUGACUCCAACAGACGCACCUCCACCUCUUCCUUUGUCGCACAGCAGCAGCAGCAGCGGCAGCAGCAGCAGGCGUACGCACAGUCGUGUCGAUCCAGGUCUUCUGGCUUAAGCGUCGCCAGCAGCGGUAGAGUUUCGCGUAUUUCUCUUUUGCCGCAGCCACCUCCCCGCGUAGCAGCAGCAGCAGCAGCAGCAGCAGCAGCAGCACGAUCGCGCACAGGAAGUAUUCGUCGUCGCUCCAGCAAUUUGUCUGCCUCCUCUCAACACUCUCCAGCUUCUGCUCCAAACAAGAAUCUGCCCGCACAAGGAGCAGUAGGCGCAGCUCCUGCUGCAGCUGCAGCAGGCACGGGAGGAGCUGCUGCAACCACCUCAGCUGCAGCAGAGCCGCUAGCUCCACCGCAGCCGCAGCAGCCGCAGCCGCCACCGCCGCAGCAGCCGCAGCAGCAGCCUCAGCAGCAAAAUGUAGCACCUGCUGCUAUCGCCGCUGCAAUGAUGGCUGCGGGGCAGCAGCCACCACCCUCGCUCCCUCCGCCGCAGCCGCCGCAGCAGCAGCAGCAGCAGCAGCAGCCACUUCCAGCAGGGUAUAGCUACGCAAGCGGGCAUCCUCCUCACCACAUGCUGUCUGGUGAAUUAACGGAGUUGAACUCAGGUUUAUUAUUUCAUAUUAGGGUGUAUGCAAUGAGGGCUCGGGGCCUCGGCUUCGAGUCUACGAACACCGCCACCGCGCUGCAGAUACAAUGGGCUGCUCCAGUUGCUGCAGACACCCUGGGGAUAGAGAGAAAGCCUGCCUCUAUACAGCAGCAGCAGCAGCAGCAACAACAACAACAACAGGAGCAGGAGCAGGAUGCGGAGGAGAAGGAUCAGCAGGAUAAUGAAGAGAAGCAGCAACAGCAGCAGCAGGAUGAACAGCAGCAACAGCAGCAGCAGCAGGAAGACGAAGAAGAAGGGGAGCAGCAGGUGCUGGUGCUAACCACAGAUGCUGCACGAGGCCGCUCACCUCGCUGGUUUAAUUCUUUUGAAUUUACCUGGCAUUCCUCUUCAUUGACGCAGCUGCGCCGGAAGGCGCUCGUCUUCUCUGUUGUAGAGGUGCCGCAGCAGCAGCAACAGCUACCGCAGCAGCAGCUACCGCAACAGCAGCAGCAGCUACUGCAGCAGCAGAAGCUGUCGCAGCAGCAACAGCAGCAGGGAGGGUGGGGCAGGGUGUUGGGUUGCGGUUCUGUCUGUCUGUUUGCUGUUGCUACUGGCCCUGUACAUCACGAUCUGCUGCUGCGCUCACCUGAGACAGGAGCGCCUAUAGGGCGGCUGAUGAUGGAUGUGCGCAUGCAGCAAAUCUGCGAUUUAAUAAUAAAUCCUAUUGAAAUCCUUGCUCACUUUAUUGACUCCGAGGCCUCUGCCGACAGUGGAGGCUCGGACGCAGAAGAUGAACAGGAGCAGCAGCAGCAGCAGCAGCAGCAGCAAGAGCACGAGCAACAACCCACCGCUGUGGCAAAACGCAAAGGAGCAUCUGCAGAAACUGCUGCAACAGCAGCCAGCUCGGGAGAAGGGCAAAAAGUAACCGAGCCAAAUGCUGCUUCUCCAGCGGCAGCAGCAGCAGCAGCAGAAGAAGAAGAAGAAGAAGAAGCAAGCGCUUCUCGUCCGCAGCUGCGUGAGUCCAAGUCGGAGGUAUUCUGUGCUGCACGUUCUACUUCGCUGCAUUCGUUUGCAAGACGGUCGCGCGACUUUCGUUGCGGGGAGAGGCAGCGGAGGCAAGCAGCAGCAGCAGCAGCAGCAAGCCGAGCAGCAGCAGCAGCAAGCCGAGCUGCUGCUGCAGCAAGCAAAAGAAAUGCCCGAGCCCAGAAGGAUGAUUCGUUCACCUCCGAUGCGGAUGGCAUUAGCAGAGGCAGCAGCAGCAGCAGCAUUGUGCGCAGCAGCAGCAGCCUGAGCAGCAGCAGCAGCGGUGAAUCUCCGGAUCUAGAUGUUGAGGAGGAGGCGUUAGGCCGUUUAAGUGCACAUUGGCUGCUCUCUUUCUCCCCUACAGGAGUAGACAACCCAAGAGAGUCUUACUCUCUGCAAACAGAUAUGAUGAUGCAGCCUUAUUGGAAUUCUGUUGAUCACGCCCUGUUAAAACGCCGCAUCCGCAGUCGCGCCCUCUCUGUGGCCUCAGCAGCCUCUGCUCCUGCCGGGUGUCUAUCUAGAAAUGUUUCUAUGAAAGACAUCUCACCUUCAGCAACGGAGCCCAACACCACCACCAGCAACACCAACCCCAGCAACGCCAACAACAACAACAACAACAGCAGCAGCAGCAAGGAAGGAAGCCCUGCAGCUGCAACAGCGGAGGGGGAAGCUGGCGAGACUGUGAAGGAAACGAGAAGCGGAGUGGUUAAAUCAAGUGAAGGAAUUCAUAAGAAGGGCGGGAGGCAUGGUGCAAGUUUGCGUUCGAGUGUAUCUGCAGUUGCGGUGUCUCGGCAGCAUCAUCUUCAUCGAGAUCAUCUGGAUCCAUUCACAACUUAUGAAAGAUUGGCUGCAGUAGCAGAGGAGGGAGACUUAAUAUUGUUAGUGCUGUCCCUCGCCUCUUCUAUGACUCUUACUUUAGAGAAAAGCUGUGGCUCGAUGGAAGAAGAGUAG
This is a messenger RNA of Eimeria acervulina, 2673 nucleotides long. RefSeq lists its product as hypothetical. The transcript has 2 exons. The record is from RefSeq and is a predicted model, not a curated record. NCBI's taxonomy places the organism in Eukaryota, Apicomplexa, Conoidasida, Eucoccidiorida, Eimeriidae. Bases 1 to 2673 code for a protein of 890 amino acids.